Aspergillus pseudoviridinutans is the source of this 783-nucleotide messenger RNA. RefSeq lists its product as uncharacterized. The record is from RefSeq and is a predicted model, not a curated record. The coding region runs from base 1 to 783 and encodes 260 amino acids. The transcript is spliced from 3 exons. Lineage: Eukaryota; Fungi; Ascomycota; Eurotiomycetes; Eurotiales; Aspergillaceae.
AUGGCGCACCUAGGUCAAAAUGAGCACACCAUCGCAAAGCGCUCAAACCUAGACGAUGCAUUCGCAAGGCUGCACAAAGUCUCUGGAGAGGUGAAGAUCCUCCGUCGAUUUGCCGGAAAACGGCAACCGGGACUCGUCUCUAACGCGGUUCGCAUCAUGAGCACUGAACAGCCCGAGGGACCAUUCCAAGAUUACCAGAAAUUCCUGCAUGACAUACUCAAGGGAGAAUCUGGACGCAGCAUGGUCACAUUGUGCUCUGGCAGCCUAGGGAAAUCUCGAGUUGUUGGUCUGGGCCCAGGGGGCAGGACAGCUUUGGUGAAGUACAUCACCGAUAACAGAAGUCGUUUGGAUUGCGAAACGCUAUCAUCUUUGGCUUCUCUGUACAAGGUUCCAAGCGCCGCAGAGUUGUCGCUUGAAGAUACUCAAAUAUCCGAUAACAACAUCACUGAAGGCGACCGAUUUCAGGUUGACGAAAGCCAGCCAAGACGAACGUCCGUAUCCUUUGGUUCGCGAGCCGAUUCAACAUCUCACAACCCAAACAAGGAUUCUUCCUUCAUCGCGGAAACCCAUCUUCACGACCAAAACCGCAAGAAUUCUAAAGGUCCUACCACUGUACCCCUCAACCUCGCGGCGAUUGAAGUUCUACAAGACGUUGUCAAAGAAGGGCAUGGUGACCGACUACAGAUCGUUUUCCCUGACCCGUUUGUCCAGCAGCCGUUCAUGCGCAUUCCACUAGAGAUAGCGAGUAAGAUUAUGCAAAAGUAUACGGUACAAACAGCUUAA